CUCAAUGACGGACACAGUGGUGCGCGGUGGUGGAAACCAGCUUCACAUGCAUGCCAAUAACCCGCUGUUAAUGUAACAAGCAAGGUGUGGAGUCACAUCAGUUUGUAAAGAUGCCAGCCGGUGUGUCGUGGCCUCGAUACAUCAGGCUGUUCGGAGCCUGUAUGCUGACCAUGUUUGCAGGAGCACAGGUCGUCCACCAGUACUACCUACCUGAUCUGAGUAUCCCAGAAGUUCCACCAAAGCCUGGAGAGCUUCAGACAGAACUACAGGGCUACAGAGUCAGAGAAGAAGCGGUUGCGGCCUUAAAGACGUUUAAAAAUGGAGGAAAUGCGGACUGAUGAUUUUUGCGAUUUGCUAUGGAAACCUACACUUACAUGCUGCAAUGCAUUUUGGGACAUUAUAGUCUGCAAUGGAUGCUUUUAUUUUUGUUUCUUCUUUUACUAAAGAAA
Molecule: messenger RNA, 449 nt
Organism: Nematolebias whitei (Rio pearlfish)
Lineage: Eukaryota; Metazoa; Chordata; Actinopteri; Cyprinodontiformes; Rivulidae
Gene: c10h12orf73
Product: chromosome 10 C12orf73 homolog
Exons: 3
Coding region: 111-338 (75 amino acids)
Biological process (GO): mitochondrial respiratory chain complex III assembly
Cellular component (GO): mitochondrion
Source: RefSeq, a predicted model, not a curated record